This is a messenger RNA of Balaenoptera ricei (Rice's whale), 6514 nucleotides long. It is a transcript of the gene TEAD4, whose product is annotated as TEA domain transcription factor 4. Gene Ontology annotation, cellular component: transcription regulator complex. The record is from RefSeq and is a predicted model, not a curated record. The annotation marks the transcript as partial. Lineage: Eukaryota; Metazoa; Chordata; Mammalia; Artiodactyla; Balaenopteridae. Gene Ontology annotation, molecular function: DNA-binding transcription factor activity, RNA polymerase II-specific; RNA polymerase II cis-regulatory region sequence-specific DNA binding. The transcript has 13 exons. Gene Ontology annotation, biological process: embryonic organ development; hippo signaling; DNA-templated transcription.
CCCGCCGGCGCCGCCCGCCCCGCGCCCGCGGCCCCUCCCCGCGUCCCAGUCUCCUCCCCGAGGGCUCGGGGCCGGGCCGCCACUCCCUCCAGCUCCCGCCCUCGGCCGCGCGCAUCUCAUUCCAGCCCUCAUUCCUCACAUUCCAGGCUUCCUCCUUUCAAACCCCAGGCCGGGGGCGGGGAGGGCCCGCAGCUCCCGGCUCCGCCGUGCGGCCGCGUCCCCCAGCGCCCUCGCCGGCCUCCCGGGACCUCAGCGGAGCCGCGGCUGGAAGAGCGGCGCCGGGGCGGACUCCGCGGGACUGGCCCGGCGCGCCCGCCCACCUCCCCGCACCCUGGGACCGGUCCAACGGGCGCUCCUCCAAGCGGAGCCUUGGAGGGCACGGCCGGCACCAUUACCUCCAACGAGUGGAGCUCUCCCAACUCCCCCGAGGGGAGCAACGUCUCUGGGGGCAGCCAGGCCUUGGACAAGCCCAUCGACAAUGACGCGGAGGGCGUGUGGAGCCCCGACAUUGAGCAGAGCUUCCAGGAGGCGCUGGCCAUCUACCCGCCCUGCGGUCGGCGCAAGAUCAUCCUCUCAGACGAAGGCAAGAUGUACGGUCGGAAUGAGCUGAUCGCCCGCUACAUCAAGCUCCGGACAGGGAAGACCCGCACCAGGAAGCAGGUGUCCAGCCACAUCCAGGUGCUGGCUCGGCGAAAAGCCCGCGAGAUCCAGGCCAAGCUAAAGGAUCAGGCAGCUAAGGACAAGGCCCUGCAGAGCAUGGCUGCCAUGUCGUCCGCCCAGAUCAUCUCUGCCACAGCCUUCCACAGUAAAAUGGCCCUCACCCGGGGCCCAGGCUACUCGGCGGUCUCAGGGUUUUGGCAAGGAGCUUUGCCGGGCCACGCCGGAACGUCCCUCGAUGUGAAACCUUUCUCUCAGCAAACCUACGCUGUCCAGCCGUCACUGCCUCUGCCAGGGUUCGAGUCUGCCGCAGGAGCCUCCCCGUCGCCCUCCGCGCCCCCAGCACCCCCGUGGCAGGGCCGCAGCGUGGCCAGCCCCAAGCUCUGGAUGUUGGAGUUCUCCGCCUUCCUGGAGCGGCAGCAAGACCCCGAUACGUACAAUAAGCACCUGUUCGUGCACAUCGGCCAGUCGAGCCCCAGCUACAGCGACCCCUACCUCGAAGCUGUGGACAUCCGCCAGAUUUACGACAAGUUCCCCGAGAGGAAGGGUGGUCUCAAGGAGCUCUUUGAACGGGGACCCUCCAACGCCUUUUUCCUCGUGAAGUUCUGGGCAGACCUCAACACCAACAUCGAGGAUGAGGGCAGCUCCUUCUACGGGGUGUCCAGCCAGUACGAGAGUCCCGAGAACAUGACCAUCACCUGCUCCACCAAGGUCUGCUCCUUUGGCAAGCAGGUGGUGGAGAAGGUGGAGACCGAGUACGCGCGCUACGAGAACGGCCACUACUCCUACCGCAUCCACCGCUCGCCGCUCUGCGAGUACAUGAUCAACUUCAUCCACAAGCUGAAGCACCUGCCCGAGAAGUACAUGAUGAACAGCGUGCUGGAGAACUUCACCAUCCUGCAGGUGGUCACCAACAGAGACACGCAGGAGACCCUGCUGUGCGUCGCGUACGUCUUCGAGGUGUCGGCCAGUGAGCACGGGGCUCAGCACCACAUCUACCGGCUGGUGAAGGAAUAAGAGACCGGGGAGCAGGGAGGGGGGCAAGACAUCGUGUGUGCAGGGACGUGGGGAGGGGACCCGCGGGGGCAGCCCCCCCAGAGCGCCAAGAGAGUUGCGGUCAUGACGCUUCUACCCAGGAACACACUGCCUGAACCCGCAGUGCCUAAGCCCAAUAAACCCAAGAUCUGUGCGUCUUCAGAGGCCCCAUCUGGCUGUGUGAGCCUCGGGAGGGGCUGAGGGAGCAGGGGGCUGGCUGGGAAACAGGCCGGAAGCAGCCCCGGGGUGCGGUCCUGAAGCCAAGGCCCCGGUGGACUCAGCCAGCAACGUCCGGAUGCUGAAGCUCAAGAUGGGACAGCCCCUGCGCUGCACGAGCCGCUGCCCGCCCGCUGCCGGCCGCGCUGGGAGGCCUGAGGGCGGGCGUGGGUCCUCGGCCUGUGCGUCCUGUGUGGGCACCUCGGCCACCUGGGAGUGAUGCAUCCGCCCUGGCCAUGGCCACCUCUGCUGCUGCUGCCCCAGGACAGCCGACAGGGAGGCCCGGCCCAGUCCCGCGGGGUGGGUUUCGGGUGUGGAGGUGACUGAACUCUCAGGAGGUUGGAAGUGGACGCGGUCCGAGCUCCUUAGGUAGUUUUCAUCCAUCUCCAGGCAUGGGCUCCGUGGCCACACUGGCUGCCUGGGGUGGGGGUGGGUCCCAGGUCAGGGGAGCCCGAGACAGCGAGGGUGGGAGUGCAGUGGUGCAGCCAGCUUUUGAGUGUGGGUGGUGAGGCCGGAGUCACGCGGCCUCCUCUGUGGUGGUGAAGGCCAAGACAGCUGGUCAGAGGUCUGCGAUGGACCAGUGGUUUCUGAGACCCCGCAGUCUGGAUGGUCUGUGAGUCUCACCGCGAACCCCUCCCAGCCAAGAAGCCUGCCGGGUGCCGCCUUGGAGCAGCCCAGGCCGUCCACGCCCUCCCUAAGUCCACUCCCUACCUAAAGGUCAGGUUCUGUGCCCCCCUCGGCCCUGGGCCUGGAGGAGACCCGCCGAGGGAUUUCCCUGGUCAUUUUCUCCUGGGAAUGGGCCUCAGUCCUCGUGUGCCCUGCUGCCCGAGCUGUCUCAGCGUGAGUGUCCUUCCUCCCUGUAAAGGGGGAUGGGAUUAGUGAGGAGGAAAGAUCUUGUCAUUAAAGGGCCUGGUGCAAGAUGCACUAAAUACAGUAAACAUUAUUAUCCCCUUAUCCCUGCCCUUGGGGCGCUCGGGGCCCGGCUCUUUGCUGCCAUCUAGUGGCCAUUUGGUAUCACCUCUAGUGGGGAACCACAAUUCCAGGAGCCUGGAGCCGAAGGGGAACAAGAUUCAACCUGCAGGUGUUGUGUGUGCCCAGCACUCAGGGAGAUGUAUGGGGAUAAGAAGCGAGUAAGAUGACGUUGAGGAGGUGUUACGGAGCGGUUAGGAGCAAGGGCUCUGGAGUCAGGCUGCUAGGAUUGGAAUCCUGGUGCUCAGCUACAGACUAGCUGUGUGGCCUUGGGGCAAGUUACCUAAUUCCACUGUGCCUCAGUUUCCCCGUCUGUAAAAUGGGUAUAAAAACAGUACCUACCUCGUGUAUGCAGAGUGCCUAGCACCGUGCCGAGCACACAAGUGUGUUCGAUACCUAUGUGUUAUUAUUCAUAGCAUCAUAGCAUCUGACUCCUUUCAGUCUGAGAAGUCAGCUUGGAAAACUCUUAAGUGGGGUGAGCGGUCCUCAGAGCGACUGGAGUUCAGAGGUGGGAGGGGGCAGGGCGUGAAAGGUUCGGGGAAGAGGGGGAAAUUGAGAGGGGCUGCCCCUUAAAAGAGGGGCAGUGUCUAGAUAAGCAGCCUGUGGACGGCUGCUAGGCCCCAUGCCAAGUUGUGUGACCCUCCCACAUGCGGGGACCUGGCUCUCACUUACGGAUGAUGUGAUGUGGAAGGGGCCUUGGGGUCCCUGAGAAGCACUCACACAUCCUCCUCUGGUUAGUGUCUGGUAAGGCUCUCCCGCCCUCCCACCUCCCAGCCCCUGUUUCCGGGGCCGUCAGCAUAAGGGGAGCUCGUGACGCCUGCCCUCCCAGCACGACUGAACCUUCCAGCAAGGGCUUGAGAAGCGUGUGUGAGCAGCCUCUGGGCCCUGGGACGGAUGCACAAACUAGGCCCCUCAUUUUGCAUUGUGGGUGAGGGCUGCCAGUGCAGCCGUCGGGGCCACGUGUUGGCUGUGAGUCUUCCCUUCUCUUUAGGAACUGACCUCAGUAGCCUAAGAGAGUAACCUACUUAGAGCUGGAAAGUCCAAACCGGUCAGCCACGGAGGACACAGAUGCAGGCGCCUCUCCCCGCGGUGUCGUGCAGACCACAACCUGGCCCCGCCUCUCCUGCAGCCUCAUCUGACACCCCCCUGCGCCCCUCCCCGCCUUUCGGCCCUGGCACCGCAUGUCCCCUGGCUAGCAGGCCCUGGAGAACUGUCACUCAUUCUUCAAGAGCCAGCGUGGAGCCACGUCUUCUCCCGCAGGAGGGCCGGUCGCUCCUGUCCUGGCGUGGCAGAAGCGUUCCAUUCGCAACCCGUCAGAGCACCUGCCACGCGUCCCUGGACACAGGGCCUGUGUCACCUCUUCCAUCCUCACCCGGGGGUGCUGUGGUCUCCCCAUUUUAAAGAUGAGGAAAGUGGGGUCUGGAGAGGCCGGCUAACUUGCUUGGAGUCUGAAUGCAUUUAUUCACUCGCUUAGCACAUGUUUAUUUAACUUCUGCUUCGUGCCAGGCGCGGGACGUACUGAUGGCCGAGACAGACGGGGUCCCUGGGAGCUUGCGUUUUACUGAGGAGGGAAGACAAAGUGAGUGGGUGAAGGGCAUGCAGACUGACGGGUGCCGACAGGAGGAGAGGGCGCCGAGGCCGAGGCCUGGGGGGCGGGUGUGACGCGUGUCCCGGGGACAGCGAGGAAAGCCGCAUCAGGAACCCAGAGACGCAGGCCCAGAUCCGGCCCAGGCCCUGCUGCCGCGCUUGGGAAGGGCUUUGGCUUUUUCUCCGUGUGAUGGGAGGUCCUGGAAGUAUUUUAAGCAAGGGAGUAAGACUGUCGGGUCUGAUUGUUGGGAAACAGCACUGGGUGGCCGUGGACCACAGAGCAGUGCAGUGCGCGUCAUUGUUUCCGAGUCUGUCUCGCCCCCUGGACUCAGCAUCUGGGUGGGGAGACUGUAGGUGCCUGCUCUGUCACUUUCUGUAAUCUGAGCCCACGUCUGGAUCACAGCAGGUGCCUGAUGAACAUUUGAAGGGUGCCCGUGUGCAAGGUGCGUGACCCGUGCCUUUUGGGCCUGGGAGGGGGUGAUGAGUGGGUGUCCCCGAGCCUGCAGGAUAGGACUCUGCUGACACCAUCAGGAGUCAGCAGGCGGGGACGUGGAAACAGGAUGGGUGCCUGGCCAUGGGGUCCGAUGACCCAGCAGACAGUGCCCCAGUGACCACCAGUGACCUUCCAUAGAGUGGGGUGACCUUCUGAAUGCAGCAGGAGUUUGGGAGGCGUGUGUGACGCGGCUCUGCCCUUUGGGGACUGGAGCCGGGCGUGAGGAGCGUGGGGCUGGGGGUGCGAGGUUGGGGCACCUGCUCCCUGGCCCGCCCAUGGGGCUCGGGGGGCAGUGGGCAGUGGAGCAGGGGGCGGGUGUCCCUUGUUAGCAGGGGUGGCGACAGCAGGGAGCCCCACCGGGACUGGGCCACCAGUGCACACCUGGGCUGCACCUGCCUGGAGGAGGGACUCGAGCUGGAGCGGGGGCGGGCUUGAUUUUCCCCGGUCAUCCCAGAGGUCACCACGUUUGACCCCUGCUGACAUUACUGCCGUGUCGGUCAAGACAGGAAACGAGAAGGUAACUCUGGAUAAGUUGAUCUUGAGAACGGAAGCCCCAGAGCCAGGCUGCUCCAGGGCUGAGUUGGCUUCUUACAGGUCGUGUGACCUUGGGCGAGUGACUUACCCUCCGGGAACCUUUGUAACCUCGUUUGUGAAAUGGGAAUAAAGUGGGCUGACUGUGGGGAGGAAGAAGGUGACCGCACCUGUGAGGGGGCAGGCCACACCUGUGAGGGGGCCGGCCCACACCUGUGAGGGGGCAGGUCCCCACCUGUGAGGGGGCAGGCCCACACCUGGCCCGCAGGGCGCAGCGGGGCAGCGACUGGGGCGAAGAGGGCCGUCCCACCCCGUCCACAGACGCUCACAUGUUCACACAGCACUCACACGCUGCAUGCACACACACACACUUAGACACACACACACACCCCUACGCACUGUAUACACCUACACACACUCAUACACUCACCACAUACAUACACAUACCUACUCACUGUAUACACACUCAUACAUACACACACUCACCACACAUACCUACACACACAGUGUAUACACAUACACACGCUUACACAUACACUCACAUUCAUACACUCAUCACGUACACGGACAUGCGUAUACCACACACCUACACACGCAUACCUCACCACGUAGACACACACACAGACGUACACACACACACUCACUCAUCAUUAGAGAGACAAAAGCUCUGCUCCGAUGCCCCUCAAAGGGCAGAGAGGAGGCCUCGGGGCUCCUGGUCGGGCAGACUUUCCUCCUCACUUUGGGGUCAGAAACGGGAGCAGGUGUUCUUCAUUGAGAAAAUAACUCUCGAAAGGGAGGGCCAAGCCACUCUGAAUAAGAAACUGUCCAGAAUUUGGUUUUUGUGUCACUUUCUGAGACAGGACGGGUGUGGUGGGCGCGCACCUUCGCGGAAGGCUGGAGCCCAGCGGGAGAAAACCGUGUCUUUGAGCUCAUGGAUGUCUGAUACUCAACUUUAAGUUUUUUGUAUUUUGCUAUGUAAACCCCCUUUGUCUACAAAUCUUCAGUAAAGUCUGCUCCACACACAAA